CUGGACCGCGGCUCGUGAGUCCUUGCUGGUUGCGGUGAAGCUAGCGCCACUAGAAAAGGAAGGAGGAGAAGAGAGAGAGAAACAUGAGCGUUUAGGUUUUCGCAUUCCUCUUUCUCUUGCAGUACAGCAGCAGACACGCAGAGGUAUAGGAGGAGAAGAAAGGCUAUCAAUCUCCCCUGCGAACUAGGGUUUUAAAUCAGUUUAGGGUUAGGGUUUGUACUUCAAUGAUUUGUCGAGUGUAGGGUUGAGUUGCUUUCAUUCGUUUGGAUUUGGAGAUGUUGAGGUUGAUCCUCUGUGCUAGAGAGUGGUGAUAAUACCUUAGAUUUUCGUGAUUUCUGUGCGGUUUAAUUUCCUUGUUUGUUUUGGUUUUCUGUUGUUGUUGUUGUUGAAAUUUAGGGUUUCUGCUCUUUAAUGGAUGAGGUUUGGGAGAGGGCUGUGGAAACGGCGCUCGACGGCCAAACCGAUUGCGCUUCUGCACGUUCCUUAACCCUGGAUGGCGCAGUGAAAUGCGUACAGGGCCGUCUGCCUCCUCCAAUCUUGCUAGAGAAAUUUGAGAACCUCGAGCACCUCUCCAUUGCAAACGUUGGUGUUUCUUCCCUAGAGAAGUUUCCUCGUCUUCGUCAUCUGCAGAAGCUUAUCCUCUCUGACAAUCGUAUUGCUGGCGGCCUUGAAUUUCUCGUUGAAGCCGGUCUGGAGUCGCUUCGGGACCUUGAUCUCUCUAACAAUCGAAUCCAAUUCCUGGAAGACCUGGCUCCACUUGCGCAGCUCAAGCUUGUCUCGCUCGAUCUCUAUGAGUGUCCUGUCACGCGGAUCAAAGAUUACCGAUCUAAGGUCUUUGGAUUGAUCAAAUCUCUAAAGUACUUGGACAAGAUGGAUGCCGAUGAGAAUGAGCGGCCAGAGUCUGAUGAGGAGGAGGAAGAUGAUGAAGAUGACGAAGAGGAUGAUCCUGGGAGUGGAGAAAUUGAUGGUGAAGAUCGGUCGGGGAAGAUGGGUAAUGGUGGCAGCGUUGGGGGUGGAAGAGUCCUUGUCGAUGUUGAUGAGGAUGAGGAGAGCGAUGCGGACGAAGAGGAGACAGAGAUAACCAGAGUCGCGAAUGGAUCGAUUUCGCAUCAUCAGUCUAAUGGCUAUCGGGUGGCGGCCUCAACAGACGGAGACGAGGAUGAGGAAGAUGUAGAAGACGAAGAAGAAGAAGAUUUGGGUGAGGAGAUUGAUGAAGACGAUGCUGAAGAUGAGGAUGUUGUCGAGGUUCAUGAGAUUGAGGACAGUGAUGAUGAGGAAGAUGGGGUCGAAGAGGAUGAUGGUGGUGAAGACGAGGAUGACGAAGAUGAGGUAGAGGACGAUGAGGAAGAUGCAGAGCCUGGAAUUACGGGGCGUCUGACUAGCACCGAAGGUGAGAUUGAUGGCCAUGAACAGGGAGAGGAAGACGAAAAUGGAGAGAUUGGGGAGGAGGAGCAGGGCGUUGAAGAAGGAGACUAUGAAGAAGAUGACGGUGACGAUGAGGAAGAAGAUUAUGGGGCUGAGUACCUGGUUCAGCCAAUUGGGCAGGCUGAAGAAGAUGCUGGAGGUAGUGAUUUGGAGCCAGGCAAUGAAGAGGAUGAUGCUGAGGAGGAGGAGGUUGCAGAUGAAGAGGAUGUGUAUGGUAGCGAGGUGAAGCUCCAUCCGUCAACUUCUUCCCAGGCGAAGAGGAAGAGAGAUGAAGAUGAUGAUGAUGAAGAUGAUGACGAUGGUGUUGAAGAUGCCAAGUCAUCCAGGCACCAUUAACAGUUUGUGUUCUGUUUUCAUGGAUGCCCUCGUCUCAUCACUUUACAGGGAAGAAGGAAGGUUGGGUUGGAGAUUGUUGGCGACUCUUAUCAGCUUUCUUCAUGGACAAAAUUAUGUUGUUUGGGUGGUACUUGGUUCAAAAAGUCGUUAGUGGUUAUAUCCCCACAUACUUUCACGUAUAUAGCCGUUGGUUGUUUUUUCAAAUAGCAGUUAUGAGCGGUUGCUGCCCUUCUCAAACCCAUCCCGUGGUUUAGGGGGAGUGGAGGGGGUUCAAAAUAGUUGGUUUCGGAAGGGAACACAACGGAGGAACAAGAAAUUUCGUAUCAGCCUCUUCUUUUUUAAUUUCCCGCCCUUUGUCCAGAGUAGUUUUGACAAUGCCUUGUAAAAUUGACACAUGGGGGUUUAUAUAAUUUUGAAUGGAAGUGGGGCUAUCUCUCUCCUUUGUCUA
This is a messenger RNA of Macadamia integrifolia, 2209 nucleotides long. RefSeq names its product acidic leucine-rich nuclear phosphoprotein 32-related protein-like. The coding region runs from base 412 to 1761 and encodes 449 amino acids. Lineage: Eukaryota; Viridiplantae; Streptophyta; Magnoliopsida; Proteales; Proteaceae. The record is from RefSeq and is a predicted model, not a curated record. Gene Ontology annotation, molecular function: histone binding. The transcript is spliced from 2 exons. Gene Ontology annotation, cellular component: nucleus.